Penaeus monodon (black tiger shrimp) is the source of this 1453-nucleotide messenger RNA. Its product is annotated as glycoprotein-N-acetylgalactosamine 3-beta-galactosyltransferase 1-like. The record is from RefSeq and is a predicted model, not a curated record. Lineage: Eukaryota; Metazoa; Arthropoda; Malacostraca; Decapoda; Penaeidae. The coding region runs from base 276 to 1343 and encodes 355 amino acids. Gene Ontology annotation, molecular function: N-acetylgalactosaminide beta-1,3-galactosyltransferase activity. The transcript is spliced from 10 exons. Gene Ontology annotation, cellular component: membrane.
UAAUUUCGUAGAAUAAGUCUGGCCUGAUCACGAAGUUAGCCAUUCUUGUAUCAAUGUAAUUGUAUUUCAUUUGACAUCAUAAUUGGUCUCCGACAUAUUGUUUCUCACCUUCUAAGCAACGUAUUAACGUGAGCUUUGACGGCGCUAAGCACGACGAGUCUCAUUGUCUCCAGGAAUGAUGCGAAGGGUCUUCUAAGGCAAGUCUAGGGUGUGGCAUCUCGGUGCACCACAGACUCCACAUUUGCUCUUCUCUGUUUGGCUCACUCCUAACUCCCAUGACUAUUCGAUGUCUCCUCUUCCCUUUGGCAAUCUGUACCACGGUAUUGCUCGUCCACUACAUAUCUACACCCUACUACAGCUCUCAGGCGAGAACUACAGUCGAAGUGUGGUCUGAAAAACUGGUUCCAGUGAAUGUCGUGGAAGUGGAGGAAUUGCACAGAGUCAAGGAGGACACAGAGGACUCGCAAGACCUGGAGGCAGCGAUCCAGCUCCUGAAGGAACGGCGGGAGGCCAAGGCGCUGUACGAGGAGGUGCGCGUCCUGUGCUGGGUCCCCGUGGCGCCGAGGAGCCACAACACGACGGCGGUUCACGUCAAAGCCACGUGGGGGCGGCGCUGUAACAAGCUGCUGUUCAUAAGCACCAAGGACGACGCCAGCAUCAGCGCCGUGAACGUGGGGAGCGAGGAAGGCUUCAGAGCGCUCUGGAACAAGACGCGAUCGGCGCUCCUGUACCUCUACUCGCACUUCCUCAGUGACUACGAGUGGUUCCUGAAAGCCGACGAUAACACGUACGUUGUGCUUGAGAACCUGCGUUAUUUGCUACGGGCUUACGACACGAACGACCCGGUGUACUUUGGGCAUCACUAUAAAACGAAGGGGGGAUACAAUUCAGGAGGCGCUGGAUAUGUCUUAGGCCGAGAAGCCCUUCGUAGGUUUGUCGAGAAGGCAUUACACAAGAAAGCCAUUUGCGGAACACGGAGAAUCGGGGAGGAUUUUCAACUGGGCCGGUGUCUCAGGGCAGUCGGCGUCGCCAUCGUCGACACCCGCGACCACCGCCAGCAAGGACGGUUCUUUCAACAACAUGUUAGGCAAAUCUUGCAGAAUCCUGAUAUUCACUCACGCAUCGUUUACUAUCCGAUCAAAAAGGAUGGCAACCCAGACAGCUGUUGUUCCGACACUGUCAUCUCCUUCCACCAGAUGUCAGUCGCCGACCUUUAUAUGCUUGAUUACCUCAUCUACAAAGUCCGGGUCUUCGGGUACGUCCCUCCCCUGCCUUUAAAGGUCCCUCUGCCGCCCGACCUUAAAGGUGUCCCAAACAGGACGCUUCAAAAGUAUCUUGUGUAAGGGAGACUUCGAGUUAAUUUCUUGGAUUUGUAAAAAAACAAAUAAUUAAGGUUUAAAAUUGGAUCAGAGGAAACAUAAAAUUUCCUAUUAUUCAGAAAAUAAAUUAAAAA